Nymphaea colorata (pocket water lily) is the source of this 1176-nucleotide messenger RNA. Its product is annotated as mRNA-decapping enzyme subunit 2-like. Gene Ontology annotation, biological process: deadenylation-dependent decapping of nuclear-transcribed mRNA. The transcript is spliced from 7 exons. Bases 1 to 756 code for a protein of 251 amino acids. Lineage: Eukaryota; Viridiplantae; Streptophyta; Magnoliopsida; Nymphaeales; Nymphaeaceae. The record is from RefSeq and is a predicted model, not a curated record. Gene Ontology annotation, cellular component: cytoplasm.
AUGGAAAAAGCACCGGCCGCUAGGUUGGAGUCCUCAUCCUGCCCACCCGACUCUUCCCCCGCCACCUUUAAAUCUUCACUACCAUGCCCAUGCCCUCGAACAUGGUUUAAUCAAGAUGCAGCUCCGAGGUACCGUGUUCAUCUUUUCCCCCAAAUCGCCUCUGCUACUAUCGUGAAGAAGACGACCCCCGACACUGAUCUUUUGAAAGGUUGGAAAGCUGGUGCAAGUUGGAGUUUUCCCCUUGGAAAGAAAAACAAGGAUGAGGAGGACCACACCUGUGCAAUCAGAGAGGUCUUGGAGAAAACUGGAUUUGACAUUUCCAAGCUUUUGAAGUUGGAAGACAAUAUUGAAGUUGUAAUAGGGCAGCAAAGAAUGAGACUCUACAUUAUUGCUGGAGUGAAGAAAGAUACGGUCUUUGCACCUCUAACAAAGAAAAAAAUAAGCGGGAUUUCUUGGCAUCGUCUUGAUGAGCUUCAGCCAGCUGGUAAUGAUGUAAUAUCCCGUGGAUCAAAUGGGUUGAAGCUGUUUAUGGUCGCUCCCGUCUUGAUGCCUGUUAAAGCGUGGAUGUCUGCACAUUAUCCUACAGGUCAGAAAUUUGAUGUUUCUGUGAAAGGUGCAACAUGCUGGAAGGCAAAAGCGAGCUCAACUGGACGCAUGAGUGAUGCAAUACCCUCUAUAACUGGUGUAUAUGGGCAUACCAAUGCACAUUUGACUGUCAUUAGUCCUAUUAAAAUCUUCAGGAAACUUCGGAUUUGAGUCUGGUUCUCAUUGUAAGGGUUCUGGAAGCUGCUUUUGCCAAGUGUUAGAUGGUACUUCGGUGACCCCUUGUAUGUGUGUUACUUGAUAGCUGUUCUUUUUUCUCUUGCCCUGUGAAAAUACAAUUCCUAGUUUAUUUCUCAAGUGAAAGUAAGCAGCAUCCCAUACGGUUCUUGUGGCCAGAACAGUGUUGUGUAUGAACAGGCCCUCAGGCUUUUACAAGAUAGAAUGUGUUGGCGCCGUGUUUUCUUGCUAUUAAGGCCACUAUAUUGGGAUGUGCUAAAGUGGCAGAGCGUCGUUGAGGAUGUUUUAUUUUUGUACUUGCUAGAGACUAGAGAGACAGGCAAAGGAACUCUCUGUAGGAUGACCAACGAUCAUGUCAUUGAAAAAUGGGGCAUUAUGCAGUUGAAAUUUGUGCCC